GUUUCAAAGUCUUGCCUUUUUAGUGAUUAUUGAUGCACUAUAUUUCCAGAAAUAACCAAAAGAAACCAUUUGGUGGACCUGAUUUAUAUUAUCCAGAAAUAAGGGAUAUUUCAUACUACAUGUAUCUUGAACUGACAUAAUUCAGAAAUUCUGGGAAAAUAUUUUGAAAUAUUUACAUUAGAUGUAUGUUUCAUUAUAAUAUGUUAUUCUGAUUGGCUACACUGCAAUCUCGUGAUAUUCCUUAACCAACUUCAUUAAACAAUAAAAUUUAUUAUUCAUGAUGACACAAGGUCCCACAAUAAAGUGCACAGGUAAAUUAAAAUAAAAAGUUGAUAAAAUCAUGUUUUCAUGAUCUUAGCUAAAAAGGUUGAAUGUCCGAUGUAAAAGCAUUAAUUGACCUUGCUUCAUACAAAAUGUACUUCAGUCAAUGCUUUUACACCCCCAAUUAAGUUACUAAAGCAAGCAUUCAUUUUUUAAUAAAAAAUAAAUAUUUGCCCACCUCAAUUGGAAUCUUAUUUUAUCAUUUCUUUUGGAUAUUUCUGGGAAUGUUUCAUCAUGAUUUGUCUGGAUCAAGGAUUGGUCAUGUUCAUGAUGUUGGUCCCAAUAUGUUACCCUGUCAAGGACACAGUUGACUUUAAGGGUUGUUUAACAUUAUGAUGAUCAUCUUUUAUAAUAGUAUUUUACAUGAUUUUAACUUACACUAGUUUAAUUGUAUGACAACAGCGAAACAAGAAGUUUGAACAAAAUUAACCUUCAUAUUAGACUGGGGUAAUCCGAUUUAAAAAAAAAACUACUCAUAACCUAUAAAGUGAAGAAUGGAAAUACUUCAACCUAUUUAACCAUGAACAAUAUUGGUAGAGCUUUUGAAGUUCCCUGAUGGGUACAGCAUUUGACUUUACAUUUCGUCUAUAUUUAUUACUACUAUUGGGAAAUGGACCUGAUGGAUAAUGAAGCAACACAGAAUUGCAGAUAAACACAAACAAAAGGUCAAAGUGUAUGAAUGCACACUGCAUCUAGUAUCAAAGAUAGACAACUUAUCAGGACACUAGCAAAUAUCAUCACACUCAAUUACUAUUGCUGAUACAAUGGAAAACGACAUUUUAGAUUCACUUGAAGAUUUAGGGUAUAGUGGACCAGCCCUAGAUGAUGGAGUUUUUAACAGUUUUGUAGAGAAUGGGCCGUGUCAACAACAAUUUUCUGAAUUAGUAACUUGGCUAACUGAUCAAAUUAAAUCCUUCACUGGAUUAGAAGAACAUGUUAAUCCAAUAACGAGUUCAGACGACUCAGCAGAGUUUGUCAUGGAGCUAAGUGGCUUUCUCCGAGAAUUGAUUUGUCCUUACAAUCAUUUGUAUGAAGGAGGCCCAGUUACUGAAAGAGUGAAUUCUAAGGAAAACAAACUACAGCUGUUGGAUUAUUUAACCUCUGAACUAGCUACCAUCCGAGUAUUAGCUGUUAAAAAACCUGGUCUUCUCAAAGCAGCAGAUCAGAAUAAACCAGAAGAUUUGAAAGAAAGUGAUGUCGCUAAGCAUUUAAAAUUUAUGUUGAUGGGAUUAAGCUUUCCUAAACCACCUGUAAAUGUAACAUCUUUUCAGUUAUUUAGCAAGGUUGAAAAUAAGAUUAAAGAAAUAUUAACAAAACAUCCUAUGCAGGUGGGUAAACCUUUAUUAAAGGCCCGCCUUUCUGAUAUGCAGUGGGAGCAAAUUUUUAAAAUAAACAAUUCCUUAUCGCUAGAAUAUCAAACAAGACGAGAAAUGUUACUUAAAAGACUAGACGUUACUAUCCAAUCAUUCAUGUGGGCUGAUAAUGCGAAGAAAAAGCAGAAUGAUAUAGCUGCAGUGUAUCAGCCGAUCAGAAAGUUGCUAACGGGGAAAACUUCUAUUAGUGUUGCACAAAUACUGGCAGCAAGGGAUGAUUUGACUCGAUUAGAGAAAACAAGCAGUGGUGAAGCAAGAGAUAAAACUAGAUGUGCAAUAAAUAAAGUUCGUAUUGCAAAGGUCCCAGAUAGAGGAGGAAGAGUAUGGGAGCAAGAGCCUCCACCUCCUGAAAUGCCAUCAUUUGUGAAGAGAGUAGAUCAGCCACAACAGCAAAGGCCACAAAGUGGUUACAAUAGUGGGCGUGGUGAUCGAGGACGUGGUGGUGACCGAGGACGUGGUGGUGACCGAGGAGGCGGUGGGCGUGGAGGCAAAGUUCAAGGUGGUUGGGGAGAUAAUCAAAGUCAACAGUUUGGUGGUCAGUGGAAUCAGGGAGGAGGUGGUGGUCAAGGAGGAGGAGGAGGAGGAUAUCAAGGAGGUGGUGGCUAUCAAGGCAGUGGAGGUGGUGGCUAUCAAGGUGGUGGCGGUGGUGGAGGUUAUCAAGGUAGAGGUGGAGGAGGACACAGAGGAGGGGGAGGUGGUUAUGAUCAAGAAGGACGUAGUGGAAGUGCAAGAGGCAGAGGUGGGAGGGGUGGUGGACGAGGAGGAAGAGGGGGGAACUAGAUAAAUUAUGUUAUUGCCUAGCUGUUGAAUUUUAUGAAACUUUAUGUUUAUAUAUUUUUUUUUCAAACUUUUUACAGAGCUAUUUGAUAAGCAUGAUAAGAUAUAAGUAGGGUUUUUUUGCUUACCCACAUACCAUUUGGCUUACAAUUUUUUUUCUUCAAGAAAUUCCAAAAUGGAAUAUUCAUGAACCUUAGUACUACAUGUACUAUAAUCAUUCAAGAAAUAAUUUUUGGUAUUGGAUUUAAAAACUUAUCACUAUUAUUUAACCUGUUAAUAUUUAUCUUGGUGGCAGGAUAAUUAAUUCACAUUUGUAUCUGGUUUCAUUUCUGUUUACAAUUAGAUUUUUGGAGCCAUAUUAUCUUACUAUGUAUAGUACAAGAAAUACUGGCAUCUAGUAUUUGCUACCAGUAAGGGUUAAAACAAUAAGAAUGUAGCAAUUUUAUAAUAAAAUAUGGAAAAUGAAUUCUACCAUAUCUAUUAUGAACCAAACAUUGAUUGUUAGAUAAGAUUGCCUAAAUGGAAGGUAUUUUCUUAACAUGUGUUCUGUUUAAACUCUAAAGUGCUAUAUUGUAUUCUAGCUGUGCUAUAUUAUGUGGGGAUGAUACAAGUAAUGAAGUUCAUUUUGCAUGGUGAUUUUUCAGCCUUGAACUAUUUGUCCUAUAUUUUCAACUACAACAAAUGUGGAGGCAACAAUGCAUUGUAGAAAUCAAAUAUUUUUAAAUUUUUCUUUGUUUUAAAUAUACUUACAAAUGUUCAAUACAAAGUAUUUUGAUAUAGUGUAGAAGUUGUUAUUUCAAGUUAUAUAUUAGAAUGAUUGCCGUAAAUACAUGUAGCAGAAAGGAGAAAUACAAAAAGGCUUUUAAAAUUGAAAACAACACAAGAAAACCAAAGUUAUUUGAUAUUUAAAUUUUAAAGUUGUUUUAUAUUGUCCAGAACAACAUAUUUUUUUAUGUUAAAAAUGUAAUUGAUAAAAAAUGAUUUUUUUGUCCUGUUUCUUAAAUGGAGAUUUUAAUUCUGAAAGAUCACCACUAGCAUGACUAGACUUGUUAUGAAUCAUGUUAUGUAAACAAUGUAAACUGUAGUUUAUUGAAUCUUUGAUUAUUAGAAUUUUUGUGUUUUGUAUCGAAGCAGGGUUUUUUUGUCACUAAUUUCAUGGUGUUCAGUAUAUGAUGGCUCAGCAACAAAAAUUUAACAUCUUAUAUUCAAAAAGUACAUGAAAUACAUUAAAGAGUAUUUUUGGAAAACAGAUAUGGAAAUCCUGAAAUUAAAACAGCACAAAUAGGGAUAUGUUAAAUAUGGAAAUCCUGAAACUAGAAAGGCACAAAUAGGGAACUCUUAAUGAAAUUUUACCCAUAGACAUGAUAGAAUAAUUUAUGUAAUUGUUUGUCCUGUGUAAUGCUGUUGAUGCAUGUAUUAAGUGUAUCAUUGAUUGUUAAUAAAGUAUUUGAAUUAG
Molecule: messenger RNA, 3927 nt
Organism: Mytilus trossulus (common blue mussel)
Lineage: Eukaryota; Metazoa; Mollusca; Bivalvia; Mytilida; Mytilidae
Product: protein FAM98A-like
Exons: 2
Coding region: 1086-2474 (462 amino acids)
Biological process (GO): maturation of LSU-rRNA from tricistronic rRNA transcript (SSU-rRNA, 5.8S rRNA, LSU-rRNA); box C/D snoRNP assembly; snoRNA localization
Cellular component (GO): tRNA-splicing ligase complex; pre-snoRNP complex; nucleus
Source: RefSeq, a predicted model, not a curated record